Verruconis gallopava is the source of this 1257-nucleotide messenger RNA. RefSeq lists its product as uncharacterized. NCBI's taxonomy places the organism in Eukaryota, Fungi, Ascomycota, Dothideomycetes, Venturiales, Sympoventuriaceae. The record is from RefSeq and is a predicted model, not a curated record. The coding region runs from base 21 to 1052 and encodes 343 amino acids. The transcript has 3 exons.
AUCUUCAGCAAGACUUGACAAUGGACUCACCCUCAUGCAACGCUGCGUCAAUUGACGCCUGCUUCCCUCUUCUCGAACUCCCGCGGGAGUUACAAUUGAAGUGCUACGAGCUAGUUGUGACGUUCCCAUACCCACAGUAUCUACGGGAAUUGACCCCAAUCAGUCGCGUUGAUCCUAUUGCGUAUUCUGCCGUCGGUUUCUGGACUAAUUCUCCUGGAUGGACACCUGGCCAGCCAGCAAUUACCAAAGUUUCUCGUCAGGUUCGCAAAGAUUCUUUAGAAUUGUACUAUAAAUGUAACACCUUCAUCAUGGACUACAAUGUGACGGAAAUAAGUUGCCUCUGGCCAACCUCACGCUUCCCUAAUGCUUCCAGCGCGGAAAAUCUACGUUAUCUCCGCUCAAUCAACUGCCACAUGAGACUCGACGACAAAUGUCCAAAUCCUGGCAGCCCAAAACUAAAGUGUCAGCUCAGUCUGAACGUAAAUGUCAGGAUCUCGGGCGAAAACAAUAUCGAGGUUGAGCUAUGUGGUCCAGAGAGCGUUAAUACCCGGGCUCGCAAAGAGUAUCUUGUACGAGAAGUGAAGGCCUCGAUUGGAGAGCCUGGUUCCAAAGGUUACGACGGCAUCCAUCUUCUCAAAGCCGCAGUCAUAUUGCACGAAGGCUUAGUUUGCACGGAUAGUACACCUCAGUGGCGAGAUAUUGGACUUCGUGUGAGCGAACACAGACUGUUUUUCGCCCUCGUGUCACAACCAGAGGUCCCAAGUCAGGCUGCGUUCAAUCCAGGGGGUGGAGGUGCGCCUUCUGGAGGGAUUUCUGCACCUAAUCCCCGUCGAUUUGAUCAACUUCUACAACGACUUCAAGGUGGUGGACCUCCUUAUCCACCGCCGUUCUCUUUUAACAACAACCUUCCUUCCACUCAACAAGCAACCACUGCUCAGCCUUCUACUCUCCAUCAAUCUGCCUCUGCAUCCCAUGCUCAAGCCAAUCAAUCGGCUCCAGCUCCUGUUGAUAAUCCCAACGACGGGCCUAAUGCCACAAACAACAACCAGUAGCCACUUCAAUGGCAUGAACAAUCCCUGGAAGCCAGAAAACGCGACUGCCGCCCUGUCAAAAUGGGACAGCUCCCGCACAACCUAAUUUGCUUCGUCUACCAACUAGACAGCACUAGCUCCAUCUACUCAGAAACAGACGCACUCAGAUGCUCCAGAGCAGCAAUAUGAAUAUACUUAACGUACUUCCUUCGACCGUAAUAGUAAU